GAAAAGGGAGAAUUAUUGGGGUGUUACAAUGUAUUAUAACAAAUACUAAAUAUUUGAAAAUAAAAAAAUCGAGACAUAUCUAAUAAGAUUCCUACAUUAGUAUGUUUUGAAGUAUUUUUUUUUUUUUUUUUUUUCUGUAACUGUUACACUUUAAUUGAACACAUUUAUCAAUAUUUAAUUUUACCAUUUAUAUCUUUAAUUUUCUACAAAAUACUCCCCUUAAUCAUAGUACUCCAUAGAAUCAUUCAAUCAUGCAUAAGGUGAUAUAAGUGGAAUUGUGAAUUGUGAAUUGUGAAUUGUGAUACUCUUCAUUUUUAUUCUCCAAACCAAGUUGACAAACUUUACUUAACUUUAUUUCCCCAAAGUCACAAGAAAUAAUCUAAAGCAAGAUCUACCUUCUUAUCCCCAAAACUACAAAGUUUUCUUUUUAAUAAUUUUAUUUAUUUAUAUAUUUAAAUUUCUUUGUAAUAAUAAAAUCAGAUCACGUAAAAAUAAAAAUAAAAAAUAAAAAAAAUAAAAUAAAAAAUCAAGUAAAAUCUCCAUUAAUUUCAUCCCUCUCUCUUCUCUACCAACUGCUACACAGAGCUCACACCUCACUGGUACAACACUACCUAGGAGUAAGAGCUCACUCCUUCCAACUCCACCUACCUCAAUUCAUCUCAAUCCCUUAAGAUUUUCCAACAAAUUCACACCAUUUUCAAUGGCAAUGUCAUUUACAAUGGGUCUAAACUUCCUCCUUUUAGUAGCAAUGGUUGCUACAAACAUCCUCUCACUCUACCACCUUUCUUCCACCACCUCUUUCCUCCGCCAAAAACCACCUUCCCCCACCACCACCGCCGUCCCCCAACACCUUCUCCGUCAACUCCAAACCAUACGCGCCACCAUUACCCACCUCACGCGCCUCCACCCUGAUAAAACCUCGGUAUCGGCUUCGACUAACCCCACCAAAACCCCACCUUCAGAUCUCCUCAUUUAUAGCAAUCUUGCUCCUAUUGCUUCCUCUUGUCAUGAUUUUCCUGAUCUUCUUCAUCAAUACAUGAAUUACACCCCUUUUUCUACUUGUCCUAAAGAUAACAAUCUUGCUGAAUCUUUGAUUUUGAGAGGCUGCCAUCCACUUCCUAGAAGGAGGUGCUUUGCUAGGACUCCAUCGAAUCCGAGGUUGUCGAAUCCUGAUUCGAAUGUGAUCUGGGGUUCUUACCCUUCUGCUACUUGUAAUAGUUUCAAGUGCUUAAACCCUAAAUUGGGUUUUGACCCAAAUCUUGAUUCAACCCAGUUUUUGUCUUAUAAAACUGAUCUUGAUCUUACAAUUCCACAGCUUAUUGAUAUUGCUAAAAGGGCUAAUUCUGUGAUUAGAUUAGGGGUUGAUGUUGGGGGUGGAACAGGAACUUUCGCGGCAAAAAUGAAAGAAAGGAAUGUUACUAUUUUGACUACAACAAUGAAUUUGGGUGCUCCUUAUAGUGAGUUUAAUGCUAUUAGAGGGGUGGUGCCAUUGCACGCGCCACUCCAGCAACGAUUACCGGUUUUCGAUGGUGUUAUUGACUUGGUUCGAUGUGGGCACGCCGUGAAUAGGUGGAUUCCGACUACGGCGAUGGAGUUUCUAUUGUUUGAUGUUGAUAGAGUGUUGAGGGGUGGUGGGUAUUUGUGGGUUGAUCAUUUCUUCUGUAAAGGGGGUGAUUUGGAGAAGGUUUAUAAGCCAUUGAUUAAUAAAUUAGGGUAUAAGAUUGUGAAAUGGGCAACUGGGAGUAAGAUGGAUUCAAGUGGUGUGAAGAAUGGAGAGGUUUAUUUGACUGCUCUUUUGCAGAAACCCAAGUUAAGAUGAUUUAGGAUAAACCUGAAUUUCUUUCUUACAUACUUUCUUAUAUAACAGGUGUAUCAAUUGUAGAAUAUCCAGUCUUACACGGGUCCUCUGAAGAAGUGUUGUUGCUGAAGUCAACUUGGACAUCAACUGUUAUAGCUCCUAGCAAUUGUGCUGCAAACUUAAAAGGUAUAUGACUUUCGUCCCAAGGGAGCAUCCAGGAAGGAAAAUGCAGUCCAAAUUGUAUGCACAACAGGACAUACCGAUGUUUAUUCUUUUUACUUUUCUUUUUGCUCAGAAUUAAAUUAGGGCAUUCCUGUUAAGCUUAGAAAUAAAUAGUGUUCUGUAGUAGAGCAUCAUUUUUUCAUAAUUUAUGUAAUGAAAAAGUAAACCUGAUAAACUUGGAAAGAAUUGUUAGUAUGGUUUCCAAGAUAGCGGAGCUGAAAAAGGGCAGUACCCUGUUGAAAGGCUGAUAUAAUAUAGUGAAUUUGCAUCAUGAGUUAA
This is a messenger RNA of Chenopodium quinoa (quinoa), 2299 nucleotides long. RefSeq lists its product as uncharacterized. Gene Ontology annotation, molecular function: methyltransferase activity. The transcript has 2 exons. The record is from RefSeq and is a predicted model, not a curated record. The coding region runs from base 701 to 1819 and encodes 372 amino acids. Lineage: Eukaryota; Viridiplantae; Streptophyta; Magnoliopsida; Caryophyllales; Amaranthaceae.